AUUUAUUUUCCUGGUCGUUACUAUCCGUGUGAGUAAGCAAUUACAUACAGAAUGUUUAGCACCGUCACAAAUACUUUCCUAUCUCCAUUUCCAGCACAUGUUCCUGCUAUUUAGCUAUUUCACUGUGAAGAGAAGCUAAGCAAGCAAGGAGAACGCGGCUUCUGUCUGUAUAAAGGGACUCCUGAUAUAUUCAAUACCUUGUAGACAUUGAUAACGUACCUUAAUAAUUGAGGUUUUGGCAUUCUUGUUACAAAGAAAUUGAAGAAAGUUUUAUUUCUCAAAGAAUUCCUCUUGUGUAUUUGAAGAUAUUCAGCAUCAUAGACUCCUUGAUAAUAUGGAUAAGCAGUGGGAAGCAGAUAGACGUGGGGCUAAAAGAGCCGAGGCAAGGCUCAGUAAUGGCAUUCAUGACAUUGAAGAAGCUCAGCACUACCACAUGAACAGCAUGACUAGAGAGCAAAAACGACUGCAAAAAGAUCUCAUCAGGAUAAAACAAGCUACUGCUAAGAAAAUCACAAAUCCCAGAAAUGUAAAACAAAACUUUAAAAGUGAAAGUUCACAGAUGCCUGGAACAAUGACUGGGAAGCGGGGACAACCUACCAGUCUGGACCUUCAUGGUGUAAGUACAAGAAGAAACCAACCAGUAUCUUCUCCAGAGAUACCUGUUGUGGCAUCUGGUUCAUCUAUGACUCUUCAAAUGCGUAUCAAUGACUUCAUGGAUGGUGUUGGCAACAGAAAAGGGAAGACGGAGUCUCUGUCUGUACAAAGAAAUGGUGCUGAACCCUCACUUUCUGGUCCCAAUAUGAUAGAUGCUAAGGUAUCUGCUGGCAGGAGAUUGAGCAUUUCUUCAGUGACUGACGACACAACCUCCAAGAAUGAUGUGCGAGCCAAAUCAUCUGGACUUCAACCCGAUACAAGCGAUAAAACGUUUGGCUCAACCAGAAAGUCUGUAACAGAAGAUACGCCUUCAAAACAAGCACUUGUAAGCCUACAGUUUGUGAGGCAAAGGCGCAGUUCUCUUUUCAAGGAAAAGCCAAUUUUUGAUGAGGAAAUCUAUGCUCCAGAUGGUGCACUCCGCACCCUGCACACAAUGCCUGAUUUUAUGGAUUCCCUGGAGGAAGCCAAAAGUGCAAGAUAUAUUCGGCAUAAAAUCAAACCUGAAGCAGAAAAAGAACUGAGUCUUGGUGAAAUAUUCCAAAAAGAUAAUACUGAGGACUUACCUAAAGACGAAAUGAGUGAAAUUGUAAUUUAACCAUUAGAGUGAAUGAACCAGUGACUAAAAAAGCUUUAAUAAUAAUCCAAUUUAAAAUAAAUCUCAUGAUUUUGCCUCUCAUACAUACAUAUAUAGUUCUAAUCUGGAUGUCCUGUCUAUAGAAUUGGUUCAUUUUAUACAGCAUUGUGAACCAAAAAAAAAAAAAAAACAGUGAUUUUUAUAUACAUCAGUAUCCUCGAGCCAAAACAAUGCCCCAUUCAGGGCCAGAUUCUCAAUGAGGCAGAUAGAUCUACAGCACCUGGCCUCCAGACAGAAAUAGGCCCAUCCUUAUGACUACAUCAUAUUAAUCAGCAGCCCAGCUGGCCACAUAAAAAAAUCAUUACAUUUUCUACUUUUAUAUAUUGAGGGGGACAUUGGCGCUGAUAAUGAAAGGGGUCUACACAUAUCACUGGCCAUGCCCACACAUCACUGGUCACGCAUCCUCUGUGUCUCACAAUAGGCCCCUGAACAUUCUCAGUCCUAGGCCCAUGUUGCCCUUAAUACGGCUCUUGUCCCAUUGUGUUUCUCAAACCACAAAAACAUGUGUCUUACUCUAUAAACAGCAAAGUAGAGGUAUGCAUAUUCUCCACAUGCUUUAUGUCCUGAGUGUAAAUACAUUUCUUGCAUAGGUCUGCACCUUAUUUGACGAUGUACUGUACAAUUAAAUUGAAUAAAUGGAACUGCACAGAU
Messenger RNA from Pseudophryne corroboree (corroboree frog), 1939 nucleotides. RefSeq names its product coiled-coil domain-containing protein 190-like. Lineage: Eukaryota; Metazoa; Chordata; Amphibia; Anura; Myobatrachidae. The record is from RefSeq and is a predicted model, not a curated record. Bases 335 to 1249 code for a protein of 304 amino acids. The transcript is spliced from 4 exons.